GCUGUCCCUUUAAAUGUCAUUUCCUCCUAUUGUAUUUGAAUGGUGGUCAGGAAAAAGGAAAUGAAAGCAGAGGGGCUGAGCCAGAGGGAGUAUUGCUUGCUGCUAAGGGGACAGCAAUCCGCUAUAUAAGUGACAGUGACACAGGACUGUCUCCCAGAGCCUCCUGCUGCUGGCUGGGAUUACUGAGGCAGCCGGACAGGGAUGGAGGAGGGAAUGCAGGCAUCUCUCAUUGAUGACACUGGGAAUUGGGGUCCAGGCUGUGUGUGGGGGGGUCACUGGUGCUCGGGCUGGUGACUGGGAGAUUGGGGGCUCCAGGAGGUUUAAAGGAGAAGCGGCUGGCGGUGGAGGAGAAGCCUUCCAGGAGCAGAGGACAUUCAGGAGACAAUAGGAGGGAAACACACAGAAUCCUGCAAAUGUCAUCUGCCAUAGAGAGAAAGAGUCUGGACCCAGCAGAUGAACCUGUUGAUGAAGUCCUUCAGAUUCCACCUUCACUACUGACAUGUGGGGGCUGUCAGCAGAGUAUUGGGGACCGGUACUUCCUAAAAGCUAUUGACCAAUACUGGCAUGAGGAUUGUCUAAGCUGUGAUCUCUGCGGCUGCCGGCUUGGAGAGGUUGGAAGGAGACUGUAUUAUAAGUUGGGGCGUAAGCUAUGCCGUAGAGACUAUCUCAGACUCUUUGGCCAGGAUGGACUGUGUGCUUCAUGUGACAAGCGCAUCCGAGCUUAUGAAAUGACCAUGCGGGUCAAGGACAAAGUCUACCACUUAGAGUGCUUCAAGUGUGCGGCUUGCCAGAAGCAUUUCUGUGUAGGCGACAGGUAUUUGCUCGUCAAUUCGGACAUUGUUUGCGAGCAGGAUAUCUUUGAAUGGACUAAACUUAACGGGAUGAUGUAGCCCUGGUUAAACUUUUUUUUUUUUUUUUUUUACCAGACCCACAGAGGGCAUCAUUUAUACAUUCUCCCCGUCUUGUCUCUUGUGGCGUGGAUUUUCAGACAGAAUACAGCUUGUUAAAGCUGUGGUAACAGUUACAACUGACACACUGUUAUCUUUACCCUUAUAGGUUUGAAAAUUGCUUGUCUGAGUCUACAACACAAGCCUAAGCCUAAAGCACUAAGUAGAACGGACUGAUGAAACUGGACCAGGUUACGCAGACUACUUCCAUCUCUGGAGCAUUUUUACUUCUUUUUCCUUUUACGUAGCAAAGGCUGGGAUCAGAGAUAUGGUGCUGUGAACGAUUGGUUUCUACUGCACAAGCCGGAUUAUACUGACCUAACUAAUGCUUUGCUCCUUGGCCUACACUGACAGCUACAUAAACCCUUUGUGUCACACAUCAAAGAAGCUUCCAAGGAACAAGAGAACGUUAUUCCUGUUACUGACACGAACAAGAAUCGCAAGGGGAAAAACAGUCUACUGAUAUAUGUUUGUCAUUUUUUACAAAAUAAAACCAAAGUUGUUUGA
Molecule: messenger RNA, 1454 nt
Organism: Pelobates fuscus (common spadefoot toad)
Lineage: Eukaryota; Metazoa; Chordata; Amphibia; Anura; Pelobatidae
Gene: LMO2
Product: LIM domain only 2
Exons: 3
Coding region: 414-890 (158 amino acids)
Biological process (GO): positive regulation of transcription by RNA polymerase II
Cellular component (GO): nucleus
Molecular function (GO): transcription coactivator activity; DNA-binding transcription factor binding
Source: RefSeq, a predicted model, not a curated record